Eupeodes corollae is the source of this 3901-nucleotide messenger RNA. Its product is annotated as polynucleotide 5'-hydroxyl-kinase NOL9. The record is from RefSeq and is a predicted model, not a curated record. Bases 185 to 3799 code for a protein of 1204 amino acids. NCBI's taxonomy places the organism in Eukaryota, Metazoa, Arthropoda, Insecta, Diptera, Syrphidae. Gene Ontology annotation, cellular component: nucleus. The transcript has 5 exons. Gene Ontology annotation, biological process: cleavage in ITS2 between 5.8S rRNA and LSU-rRNA of tricistronic rRNA transcript (SSU-rRNA, 5.8S rRNA, LSU-rRNA). Gene Ontology annotation, molecular function: polynucleotide 5'-hydroxyl-kinase activity.
UGUCUCUGAGCGGCUAUUAACUUUGACUAAAGCUUGUUGUCGUCUGGCUGGCUAGCUUAUAGCUCGUGUUAGAAAUUGCAAGUGAAGUGAUUUUCCGGCUUGUUUUUAUAAUUGUCAACCUCAGAACUACUGAAAUUAUUCAGACCAUAUCCUUUGCCACGAAAGAAAUAAAUGAAUAAGUACAAUGAAGACAAAAACUGCACAAAACAAUAGAAAGGGCCAGCAUAAAGUCCUUAACGCCUCAAAACCGCCUAUGAAUGUCAAAAAUCGCGAUCAGCUCAGAAAGAAACUAAAAGGACUUCUCGAAAAGCAAGUUGUUUCGCCACCUAAAAAUACAGGUCAAAAGAUAUCCACAAAAUCAAAUACUUUUCAAAACACAAAAGUGGGAAAUGGUUCGGGAAACAAAAGACCCAACCAAGUAAACUCUAAGAGUUCUAAGCAAAACGGUAAGGACAAAACAUCCGAUAAUAUUCCACAGAAGCAAAAGCAAACAGUAACUGCAAAAAUUCCUAAAACUAAAAGUUCAAUCACCAAUUCCAAAAACGAGAAUUUUAAAAAAGUUGUGACGAAGUCAGACAUUUCGAAGAAAAAGGAGAAUAUAAUUAAAAAACAAAGCAAUUUAAACAAGAAAGAAAAACAUCUAAAAAAUGGCACUAAAACAUCAGAGAGUCCUCAAACUUCAGAUAGUAAUUUUAAAAAUUCAAAAUCAAAAGUGGAUAAAUCUCAAAAGAAACCUGAUAAAAGCGGAGCUAAAAGAAUAUUUGCAGAAUCUAAAAAGAUUACACAAACCAAGAAAAAGCCCAAAUCGGCGUUAAACGCAAAAUCGGCUCAGUCAGGACAGUUUAAGCAAGGCCAAGGUCCGUUACGUCCACAAACAUCUGAAUCUGAGAUAGAUUCUAGCCCUCGACCACUUAAGCGCAAAACUAAACAAAAAAUUAUCUCUGAAUCGGAGAUUGAUUCGAGUCCUACAACUAAAAAUAAAAAUCCCAACUUGGAGCAAGCAUUGGUGCGUGCCGAAAAUAACUUCGAGGGUUCUUGUACUGAUAACAAUCAUGUUGAUUCUUCCUGUUUCGACUUUUUAUUUGACGAAACAUACGUUGAUGAUUCUGAGCAAACAUCAUCGUUCUCAGGCGAUUCCCAGGACGAAUACACAGAAGAAGAAUCAGAGUUCGAUUAUUCGGGUGAGGAAUCCGAUUCUGAAUAUUUUAGUGAUUCAUCUGAAAACGAAUCGGCAAAUUGUGAUUAUUCAGAAAACGAGUAUUUCGAUGAUUAUUUAUCGGACGAUAUCUCAACCGAUGAUGAAUCCUAUCAACCUCCUGAAAAUCUCCCGGAAGAUGUUUACAUCGCCAAAGGUACAGCCGUAAAGUACGACAUAUCAACUGAUGACGUGGGUUUCGAUAGUGAAAUUGAACAUGCCCAAAUAAUUGAAAUGCCUUCAAAAGAGACGGAACAGAAAAGCACUUUGCCUGAAAGAAAAUCUUUACCGUUGACCACCAAACAGAAUAAAAUAUCUAAAGCUGCAAAUCAAAGCAAUGAUGAAUCUUCGUUAGAUAGUGAUGACAGCUGCCCAACCUUGGUCCCAAUUGAAAGUAUACAAAGUGACACGAAUGACUAUGAUUCUUCGAGCUGCGAAUCGUCCCAUAGUUGUUGCAGCAGUUGUGAUUGCGGCUACGGCGAUGAAGUCGUCGAUACUGAUUCCGAACAACAAUACACACCAAUGACUCCUGAAGUCAUUAAGGCCAAAGCUGAAAUAAUCGACGAAAUGGAAACAUUUUUCGAUUCCAAAAUCAAUUGUCAAAAAAAACCGUCCACAAACUCUGUACUUGAAGAAAUAACCAGCUCUUCUAAUAAUUCAUUACGGUUUAAGGUUUAUACUAUCAAUAAUGAAGAGGUUCUUAACAACGAUUCAUUUUCAAGCGAAUCGUCAAAAGCAGGCGCUAAAAAAUCACAAAAGAGAAUUAAUACAAGCAGCAGUGAAAAUUCCAGUCCUGUUCCUAUUUCUGUAUCGACACAAAAAGUAAAUGAACUGCCUCAAAAUACAAUGACUGAACCAGCUCAUGUUAACAAAAAAGCAAAGAUAACGCACGAUUUACCAUCGCAGAAUGAUGAACCAAGUCAAUUCAAUAAAAAAGACAAAACCAACUCUGCAAACCCAUCACUAUCGAAAACCCAAAUCCGAACGUUGUUUUUCAAUGCCGUCAACUGCAAUCAGGUUAUUGUGCUUCUUAAAGAUCCUCUCUACAUUUAUGGAACAGUGAAACUUAAACAUCUCGCAGGGUGUUUGCAAAUAUUCGGUUAUAAUCCAAAACGAAACGAAGUAUUGGAAAUCUUUUCACCUCGAGGUUAUAGCUCGCUGAAAAUUGAAUCAUCAAAACUAGGUGUUAAUGUUCCUAUAAAUGAAAAAGAAAUACUUUCAUUGGCCCCGUAUUUUAUUCGUUCGGACUUGGAAGAGGUUCUCAAAGAAUUUAACCCCUCCAGCGAUGCUAUAUUUUUACUCGAGCGUAACGAUCGAAGCAAAAAAGUCAAUAUGAUUCGGAAAUAUAUGGUGGAACAUCUGUUUCCCAAUAUGAAUUCCAUUCAAAGUGAUCGUCCCUUUUAUACAAGUGAAUUUCUUUUGCGCUGCAUAAUAACGCCAAAUACCGACAACGGUCUAGUCAUCAAUCCUGAUUGGAAUACAAUCCGGGUUGAAAACAAUACCAAAAUAAUGAUUAUAGGUGGAAAAUCUGUUGGGAAAUCAACUUUGGCGCGUUACAUGAUCAAUAAAAGCCUAAACAAACAUCAGAAGAUCUUGUUGGUGGACCUGGAUAUUGGUCAGCCUGAGCUAUUUGUACCGCAGACUAUAAGUGCGACUACUUUGACUGCACCACUGCUUGGUCCUGGUUACUUUUUAAACAAACAACCAGAUAAGUCCUUUUUAGUUGGGCAUUUCAACAUAAUUCACUCUCUUGAACCGUAUAUUGAGAGCUUGAAAGCAUUAAUUGAAUACUGUAAUGGGAACAGUGAAUACAAAGACAUUCCAUGGGUAGUGAAUACCAUGGGCUACAACAAAGGAUUUGGAGAUGAAUUAAUUUCUGUGAUUUGUAGUCUUCUACAACCAACUAACAUUAUCCAAUUUGAAAGCGACAGAGAAAUCAAUGAUUUUGAUGUAAUUAUGUUCAAAGAAAAUGUGAAGUCUAUAGAGAGGAAUAUAGUUGGAGAUAUAUUCAAGCCACUUAAAGAAAUUAUUCCACAACAUCAAUUGACCUUGAUUAAGUCUUUGAUACCCAGGACCCGAAGUAAUAAAAAUGAGUCGACUAUGAAACCCAGAGAUAUGAGACUGGCCAUGAUUUUAUCAAGGCUAAGUAACAUCCUAAUAGGACAUGCUGAAUGGCUGACUGAUGUCAAACCUUUUUGUGCAUCUAUUGAUGACUUGAACAUUAUAAAAAUGGGAGAUGACCAAAUUGAUAAGGAAGACCUGGUUAAAACAUUGGUAGGUAAUCUUGUUUAUCUAUGUCGCUUCGAAUCUGGAACAGCACAUGAGUGUUUUGGAAUAGGUAUCGUGAGAGGUGUAGACUAUCCGUUGAGACAAAUUUAUUUGCUGCCAACCAUUCCUAUUGAUGUGCUCAAAAAUGUGAAUUGCUUAGCUAUCUGUGGAAUACCUUUGCCAUCUUCAAUUCUUUUAAAGCAAGGACCUAAAGUGAAAGGCACAGCUUCGUUUGUGUAUAACACAUUGGACGAAUCAGCUUCCAUGUACAUACAACAAAUGUACAAUAAACCUCAACAGUUUCCUACAGGGAAACGUAAAAGCUUUUUUAAAUAAAAGUUGUUUUUUUUUGAAUAAAUAUUUAUUUAUUUCUUUUUCUUUAUUUCUUUGUUGUUCUUUAAACUCGACUAAAUAAACUAUGAAUAUGUGUUAUGUUAA